Molecule: messenger RNA, 3201 nt
Organism: Punctularia strigosozonata HHB-11173 SS5
Lineage: Eukaryota; Fungi; Basidiomycota; Agaricomycetes; Corticiales; Punctulariaceae
Exons: 4
Coding region: 1-2919 (972 amino acids)
Molecular function (GO): guanyl-nucleotide exchange factor activity
Source: RefSeq, a predicted model, not a curated record
AUGUCGUUGAUCGACAGGACUCCAUCCCUCAGAUGGUUUCGGCGCUCAAAGUCCUCCGCUGCCACUCUGUCUGCAACGAGCACGGCGAUCCACGACCCGCAGAAGCCACCUAUAUUUGACAACGUGGUUAACGACCGUCCAGAGUUCUCUGCCAACCCGUCUUACCUCCCCGACCACGGCUCUGGCACCCACCUCGAGCUCGAGCACGCCCUCGCCCGUUCCGCAACCGCGAGCGCCUCCGCGUCGCCCAACCCGACCUCCUCGUAUCACUCCCGCCCGCUCCCGCCGCUCCCAGUUGAGUCCCGGGGCAGAGCGCGGUUCUCAGUCGGACUCGACGAUCCGGACCCGAUGCUUAGAUAUACGCAGUCCGAUAUCGGACAUGGCGGUGGCUACCUCGCCUCACGCACGUUCACGGAACCGGAUUCCCACUCGAAUCCGCUGACAGCGAUAUCAACCAAGCGACCUCGCAAAUUGAAGAAGCCGGAGCACGCCCGUCUGUCCUCUCCAGACACGAGGGUGCAGGAGCGCCCUCGUCAAAAAGCUGCCUUGGCCCCUCAUGGCCGGAUCGGCUCGCGCUCGACCUCCGCCUUGCCUUUAAGCUCGCUGAAUGAGUCCCCUCCCCCGAAGACGCCGUCCGCACCGUCUCUGCUCGCGUUGGCUGCACGACUGCCUUCCUUUAGACACUCGCAUCACAAUCAUCCCAAAACGAGCACCGAGGACGCACCCACUCGACGAUCACGACCACAGUCCGUCCCUGGCGCACAGGCGAUGCUCGCGAUACCCAAUCCUACACGCUCUGGAGCAGGAUCUCGUCUUUCGUCCGGGACAGCGAUUACGGUGGCCUCGACCGCCAGCUCCUCGACUUCGGCAGCCAUGUAUUUUGGCAGCGCCUCUCCUCCUCCAAAGUCGCCGUCAGCGCCGACCCGCAAGCUGACCAAACGACGGCCACAGCCGACCAAAUCGGUCACCGCGCCUAUCCCCGCCUCUGCUCCGGAAAUCUCUCCUCCCGUCAGUCCGGUGACGGGAGUCUAUCCGUCUAAGAUCAUUACCAACUACUCGAGACCGUUCAGUAUGAUUGAUGGGGUCGCAUCGGACACACGUUUAUGGCAGUCCGUCAGCGAGAACGGCCAUGGCUAUUCAAGCCCGCCAAUGUCGCCAGUCGCCUUGUCCCCAUACAAACCAGCGUUUCACUCUAUCACCGUGCUUGGUCACGGAGCGCCAGAGCUCGAGGAGCACGACUCCGUCAUAUCGCCUAAUCCGUCUAUAGAGUCGCUCCCGCGCCUCCAAACCGCCGCGCUGCUGGAUCUAUCGCUCACGACUUCGGAUGAUAUCAACGUUUCCAGCAGCGCGAUCGCUGCGAGGUCGAGCUUGCUCCACGCGGCGGACCGCAGCGGUUCGCAGCGAGAUAUAUUCGUGCUUGAUCCGAAGUGGACCAUCGGAGAGGAAGGGGAAGAUGAGGUCGAACAGGAUGGCAUACGGGCGCGAGGCGGCGACUUUGAUCCCUAUUGCGACCUGAACGACUCUCCACCGCCGCUCGUCAGAGAGGACUCAACAGCUCAGACAUCAACCGAAGGCUCACUCAUGACGCCGCCGACGCCGCACGAUUUCACGCCGCUGACGAGCAUACCGACUAACCUGGGUGCCUUGUCCGCUGCCUCGGCGGCAAAAGCGCAGCAGGGCGUCGACGAGCUUGGUUUCUCUUCUGUGGCUAAACCCCGACCUCAGUUCGAUUCGGACAGAUGCCAUCCGCUGCGGAGAUGGACGCUGGCAAUGGCGGAAGCACCAGAUGAGGUCGUCGCUCAGGAAUUUGAGCUGCUACGUAAAGUAGACCAGGGAAGACGGAGCAGAAAAUCGUCCAUGGCGAGGACGAUGUCGGCACCUAUCUCGAUGGUGGAUGUUGAAGAAGAUGGGACGCAGGAUGACGAUGAACCCGAGCACACCCUGCGCAUGCGUACGAGCUUGCUGAGCUUGGGGGCCCUCGGCGUGCUGAAUGGAGCCAUGGUGUAUGGUGGCCCGAACACCGAGAAGGUCGAAGAUCUCGCGGCGGACGAGGAUCGGUCUAGCGACGAGGACGAAGCUGGCUGGGAGAACGUCCGGAAAGCGAUUCUCUCCUGCAAGGACCUGAUUCGGACGGAAAGGGCGUACCAAGCGAAGCUCUGUCAGUUGAUCGACGGAGAGACGGCAACUCCUCCACCACCUCUGAUGCAGCGGUACCUUCCCGCUUUGAUCAACGCCUCGCAGGCAUUGCUGGCGCGAUUGUCGGAGGAUCCGUCCGCGUGGGGUGUCAGUGCCGCGUUCGUCGGUAUCGAAGAGCAGCUUGAGCAAGCAUUCGUCGCUUGGUGUGGUAUCGUUGGGGAGUUCUUCAUCGACCGCCCUCAAGAACGCAUGGUCCGGAAGAUCGUCAAAACGCCUCCCGCGAGUCUGUUAAAGGUCGGUAGCACGUUGCGCCCGGCGCGACCUCGCACCCGGAGCGGAAAGAUUCAUAUAGAGCGCGCGGAUACGAGCCCCGCAGCAAGUCUCCGCGCCAAACGCAGACUGACGCAAGCUUCGGCUGCGCGUGAGUCGAGGUCGUUCGACAUGAAGAGGGUGGAGGACGAGUCCUGGCCAGACAGCCCUACUCGUUCCUUCUUCUCGGCCACCUUUGGCAAUGCGUCGUCGGCCAAGCUCAACCCAGCGGCCUCUUCUGGCUCUGGCGCCGCGCCCUAUCAGCCAAGGAGUUUGCCUACGGUGAGGGAAUUGGCCAUCCAGCCUGUGCAGCGCGUCAUGCGCUACGUGCUCCAUUACCGAGAUCUUCUUAGCUAUACUCCGGCGAACUCUCCUUCGCGAUCGCUCAUCGAACGUGCUCUGCAAGUCGCCGAGCGCAUCGCGCAAAAGUGCGAUCGCGCGCAAGACAACUCUUCGUUCCUGCUUCGCCGUUAACGAGCGUCGUCGGGUUUCAUUAUACCAGGCACCAGCAUCCUCACCUCUGCAUAGAUAUCCUUAUUCCACAUCGCAAACACGCUUUCUUGUAAGUUGUAGUAGCUCAUCGACCUACCCCCUUCCUUCUCCGCAUUCACUCGGAUGGCUCCUGCAUGCAUGCCUCCCUGAUAAUAACCUAUCAACCGGUUCCCGUAUGUAUAGUAUAUCUAGCAUAUGCGUUUACCCAUUCCAUCGUGUAGCGCUUGUAGUUGUCGUUAGUAUUGAAAUGAUCAUGACCUUCAC